Gamsiella multidivaricata is the source of this 1039-nucleotide messenger RNA. RefSeq lists its product as uncharacterized. The transcript has a single exon. The coding region runs from base 131 to 889 and encodes 252 amino acids. Lineage: Eukaryota; Fungi; Mortierellomycota; Mortierellomycetes; Mortierellales; Mortierellaceae. The record is from RefSeq and is a predicted model, not a curated record.
UCUCCCAGCCUGCUUUUUUCUCCAUUCAUCCAAGCAUCUAAACUUCUUCCCUCUCUUUUUAUCUCAGCAGGUUUUAUUUUUAUUUUUAUUUUACAGUGUGGUCUUCAGGACUCGUUUAAAGUACCACUUCAUGUCGAGCGCCAGGAACAGGAGUCAUUCAACUCUCGCCUUGCCAGCGGGACGCGUGCAUUGCGUUCGUGUGCGACGGAUGAUGAGCCGUAAGCAUCACUUGCAGCGUCGAGAGAUCUGCUUCUCGGCUGUACAAGAUUCCGCUUUAGCAACUGACGAGAGUAUGUGCCACCAACCACGGUGCAUGGACUCUGAGUGGAACACCAACAUGGCGUCGCACUAUUCCGCUGCAGGAAACAUUCCCAACCAUCGCCGAUGCAACCUCGCUAUUGGGCGCCGACUGGUCCCUUAUCGGGCCUUGGAACACCACAGGGACGAUGUCUGCUCAAUGAUGCCUAUGGACAGCGCAUCGCCUUUUUCUAUCGGCUGCAACACAAACCAGCGCGAGGAGGUCGCAGGUACACUCUUGUUGCCGCUCCCACCAGCAAUUCAACGAAUCCAUAUGGCCGGCUCGCCAUUCUCGCCCCUCGCCCCCAGCAAUGCGUAUGACUUUACAGAGAGCUCGUUUAAUCAGCGACAGGUGCGCCCAGGUAACUUGCUUGGAGGCGCAAGAGCCCACAGCAGUGGUGGGGGCGGCUCAGGCGGCGGAGGAGGAAGUGAUGGCUCCGCAACGGCUCCCGCAGACAUGAACCCAGGGGGAGGCGACGCAACUGAUGGAGACCAGCCGUCCGAGUACACAUUCAGACGACGAAAUGCGAUCGUAGAGGGCUCUGAAGAUGCGCCUAAGUCGGACGACUUUCCGAGCGAAUCUCCCAAAUGAUCCCGGUUUCUCUUGAUGUCUUUCUCCAUUUCUUUUCUUUUCCUUGUUGUUCGCUUUUUAUUUUUUUUAGUACCUUUGGUUAUUUGCUGCUGCUGCUGCUGCUGCUGCUUUUUCUCCGUUCUAAUUUUGAUGCACCACCCCUCCGUUGAU